This is a messenger RNA of Sceloporus undulatus (fence lizard), 2506 nucleotides long. RefSeq names its product anti-Mullerian hormone receptor type 2 (gene AMHR2). Gene Ontology annotation, biological process: BMP signaling pathway; cellular response to growth factor stimulus; protein phosphorylation. NCBI's taxonomy places the organism in Eukaryota, Metazoa, Chordata, Lepidosauria, Squamata, Phrynosomatidae. Gene Ontology annotation, cellular component: signaling receptor complex; plasma membrane. Gene Ontology annotation, molecular function: transforming growth factor beta receptor activity; ATP binding. The transcript is spliced from 10 exons. The record is from RefSeq and is a predicted model, not a curated record. Bases 42 to 1517 code for a protein of 491 amino acids.
GGUUGCUGGUGCUGGGAUGGCAAACAAGCCUGGGUGCCCUGAUGGAAAACCGUAGCUGCAUCUCUUAUGGAUCUGAUGCUGUGACGGAGGGCUUGGAACUCCUCCAGGGCUUAAUCUUAAAUGAUGGCCGUAAUGGCACCAUCCAGUGCCCUCACAACCAGUGCUGUUUUGGCAUCUGGAACCUAACUCAUGGGCAACCCCAAGUCAAGGUGCAAGGUUGCUGGAUGGGUGAUGAGAACAUCUGUGAUUCUCCAACCUGUGAGCCUCGGUCGGCUGGUGGCUUCUUGUCCUGUAGGUGCCGCUCCAAUCUGUGUAAUGCUCAUAUCAUCUAUGCUGGUCCUGGAAAGAGGCAGGCUGAGUCCUGGCCUGGCCCCAGUGGGACUUUCUGGAUCAUCGCAGCCGGCCUUGCUCUGCUCUUCCUGGGUUGUCUGGUGUUUGUAGUUCAAAGGUACUGGAAAGUCCCUGCAGUGUUACUGUGCACAGAAGCAACAGUGGAGCUCACCAAGGUUAAUGCCACAGGCCCAGAGCACAAGGCCAAGAGGAAACUGCCUGAGCAGAAGUUUCAAGACCUUCAGUUCCUUCAGGUUCUCCAUGAUGGGCAGUUCUCCAGACUGUGGCAAGGAACGUUUCACCAGCAGCCUGUGGCCAUCAAAGCCUUUUCCCCUUUGUGCUGCCAACAGUUCGCCUCCGAGUGGGCUGUGCACAGCCUCCCACUCAUGAGCCAUGACAAUGUGGUACAGCUACUGGCUGCUGGGUAUGGGGGGCCAAAUGAGGAACAAGGUGGCCUCUUGGUGCUGACAUUGUACCCAUUGGGAUCCCUGCGAAAUUUUCUCAGCCAACAUGUUUGUUCCUGGGACAUCACUAUCCAGCUAGGAUCUUCCCUUGCCAGGGGCCUUGCUUUCUUGCAUGGGCAGCAGUGGAAGGAAGGUUUACAUAAACCUGGAGUGGCACACCGAGACCUGAGCAGCCAGAAUGUGCUGGUACGAGAGGACAAGACCUGCGUCAUUACUGAUUUUGGCCAUGCCAUGACUUUGCCUGUGUGCCAUGAGCAGUUCAAAGAUGGCUCUGCAGACAUCUGCAAGGCAGGGGCACCACGCUACAUUGCGCCUGAAAUUCUGGAUGAAAGCCUGAACCUGCAAGACUUAGGAUCAGCAUUGAGGCAGGCAGAUGUCUACUCCUUGGCACUAGUGUUGUGGGAAAUCCUCAUGAGAUGCUCUGCACUUUUCCCAGUCUCUCCUCUUUCUGGCUCCUUAGAGAACAAUGUCCCUGAGUUCCAGCUUCCCUAUGAAGCAGAACUAGGUCGGAACCCCACACACAGUGAAUUGUGGAUGCUGGCUGUGAAAGAAAGGGGAAGACCAGCCAUUCCACUGGCUUGGAAAAGAAUGGGUCAGGUUGCUGUUUGCUUAGAGGAGAUUCUAGAGGACUGCUGGGACCCUGAACCAGAAGCUCGACUGCAAGCGGAGUGUGCCCAGCAGAGGCUGCAGAGGUUGGACGCUGCGGAUCUGCCAGAAGAUUGAGACCAAAGCACAUUAUACUUUGCUCUUUACUUGCCUGGACAUCACCCCUUACUCUUAAGAGAGCCUUUUUGCCUUUAGCCAAGAACAACAAGAGGUCUUAAGGCAGGUCAUAUCAGGAACAUCUUCUCAAUAAGACUCUAUCUGGACCUCAUCACAAUGAAGUGGACAUGUUUCCUUGUAUUUUUUUUUUUUAGAUUAAUGCUGCCUGCUUAAUCAACUCAAUGUGCUUCAGACACUGACAGCCUAACUGUAAUAUUUAACAAACCCAGCGGACAAACGAAAAAUGCAUUUUUUUCCACCUCCAUAUGACCCUUCUUCUUUUCAGGUUGCAAAACUGUGGGAGGGCGUUGUAAAAGUGUAAUUUUUGCCAAACAGAUUAUUCCAGCUUGGCAAAUGGAACACUUUUACAGCAUUUUUAUGACCCUCUCCCAUAGUUUUAUAACUGGAAGGGAAUGAAAGAAUGUAGAGGGUGGGAAAAAAAACACCCUCAGGCUGAGGGAGAAAAAAAUACACCCAGGUAUCUUUUUGUUGCCUACGGCUCUUAAUCAACCUGAAUUGCCCAUUAACCCUUGAGUUCCAUCCUGCCUUUCCUUUUGCCCAAUCUAACAUUUCUUAAAUGCUUCUUCACUUGAAUUCUCCCAUCCCUGUGUUGCUUCCUGCAAUGUAGCCAUGGUCCUAACUAAGGCUACAUGUAUUUGGUGGUUGAGGUUAGUAUUAAACACACUUUGCUGGGUCCACUGAAUACAGCAGGAUAUUCUUCUGAAUAGAUAUGAACAGGACUACAGUAGGAAUUGCUCCAAUGCAGAAAUUGGCUCUGGACAAUUGGCACUUGCUUCCUUUAAAAAAAAAAAGUCAAGAGAGGAAGUUUAUGUCCCUUAAGGCUGUGAGCAAGCAGGGAUCACCAGCACUGAGGCCAUGCUAUUGAGGAUGCAGCUGUGCUGGGCAGGACACAUUUCAGGAUGAAGGACCAUCGCCUCCCAAAAAUAGUA